AUGCUUUUGAGUCAAUACCGGCCGACCGCGCGAGGAGCGGGUGACCGCCACGGGCAGGAGAUGAAUAACGACCAGUUCCGCAGACUGAUCCUGGCGAACUCGGCCAAGUCGCCAGAUGGACAGAAGAAUGCCACAUCGGCCACCCCCAGCGGUUUUGAGGCCAGUGCAGCGGCCUUGGGAUCUCGACAGAAGUCCAGCAUUCCCAUGACACCGCGAUCAGUCGCAGGCACAAGACACAAUGAAUUCGCACGCCAACUUGCCGAGAGAAACCAAGGCGACCGGCCGCAGAAGAAAUUCCGCUCUGCAGCCCCGAAAGGUAGCAAAUUUGGCGAGGGUUACGUCGACCGGGCGAAGCAACGCGACUCGGAGGAAGAAGACGAACGAGCCGCGCGAAUCAAGGCCCUUGAAGAGUCGUUGAAGAAGGAGGAAAUAGACCAAGAAACAUUCGACAAAAUGCGAAACCAGAUCGCCGGCGGUGAUCUCUCAAGCACACACCUUGUCAAGGGCCUGGACUUCAAGCUGCUAGAGAGGAUACGAAAAGGCGAAGAUGUCUACAGCGAGCCUAAGCCUGAAGAUAAGCAACCGGAACCCGAUCCCCUAACUGAAGACGAGGCAGAGCCUACGGAAGACGGGGAUGAUGCAUUUGAAGAACUUGAGGACAAGGAAGUCACUGCCAUCACUAAGGAAAAGGCUAAGAAGAAAGGUCAAUUAGCAACGACAUCCCUAGUUCCAGGCAAGAAGAGGACACGGGACCAGAUUCUGGCCGAGUUGAAAGCAGCUCGAGAGGCAGCCAAGGCUAAGGAAGAGUCCGCUCUCGGUGGUCGUUUCAAGAAGAUUGGAGCUAAAAAGGAGCCCGGGACGAGGAUAGAGCGCGACAGCAAAGGUCGAGAUGUCCUUAUUAUAAUCGAUGAGGAUGGUAAUGAGAAGCGCAAGGUCCGCAAAGUUGCCACGGAAACGACCCAAGAGCGUGAGGCCUUCAAACCAGAUCCUACUGCAAAGCCUCUCGGGAUGGAGGUACCAGAUUUCUACAAGCAGAAGCAACAGCAAGAAGAGGAGGACGAGAAGGAGGUUCAUGUAUUCUCUGAUGUGGAGUCAGAUUACGAUCCACUGGCUGGACUCGCCUCCGGAUCAGACGACAGCGAUGAAUCGGAGGAGGAAGAUGCAAAGCUCAGGACAAAAGCUACGAAGGAGCAGUCCCCAGAGAGCGAGGGCGAGAUUGCAGAAGAUCUACCAUCAAAGGAGAUGGCGCCACCGCCGAAGCCACAACUCCCGGCACAAUCCCGGAACUACUUCAAAGAUUCAAAGACUGCCUUGGUUUCUGAGGAGUCAGGCAGAGCUUCUGCUCUGAACGACCCGAGCGUCCUUGCAGCAUUAAAGAAGGCAAAGACACUCAAUGCCGCUGCUAAAUCUGAGGAGGAAGAGCAAGAAGCGGCGAGGAAAGAGCGUCUCAAGAAGAUGCUACAGAGCAGUGAACGCGAUGAUGAGGAUCUAGACAUGGGCUUUGGUACAAAUAGGCUAGCUGACGAAGAAGACCUAGAAGAGACGAAGGUCAAGCUUUCGGCUUGGGGCGACGACGACGACGACGGCCACGGAGGUGCGGGCAAGUCGAAACGGAAAAGAGGUCCCAAAAAGCGUAAAGGCGAUGUGAAUAGCGCAGCCGACGUACUAAAAGUCAUGGAGAAGCGGAAAGCUGCAGGGUCCUGA
This is a messenger RNA of Phaeoacremonium minimum UCRPA7, 1704 nucleotides long. RefSeq names its product putative red-like protein. NCBI's taxonomy places the organism in Eukaryota, Fungi, Ascomycota, Sordariomycetes, Togniniales, Togniniaceae. Gene Ontology annotation, biological process: mRNA splicing, via spliceosome. Gene Ontology annotation, cellular component: nucleus. The record is from RefSeq and is a predicted model, not a curated record. The transcript is spliced from 4 exons. Bases 1 to 1704 code for a protein of 567 amino acids.